Molecule: messenger RNA, 4227 nt
Organism: Mesorhabditis spiculigera
Lineage: Eukaryota; Metazoa; Nematoda; Chromadorea; Rhabditida; Rhabditidae
Source: the annotation of a GenBank genome assembly
AUGACUUUUUCAGAGAUAAUAUCUACAAAGAACACCGGAACACGCCGAUCUGUUGCUCAACCUCCAAUGGCGCCGAAAACUAAAAACCCUUUGAUUUAUGAUGGUGCCGGUCUGAAGCGCAAAACCUCGCGCAAAAAUGUCAGCAUAGAUUCCGCGGAUGAAGUGCACAUGUCUACAGACCAGUCGGAAGAUGAAAAGCCGAUCGUCCAAUCCGCGCAAAAAAAACGCAGCCGCCCGGAACCUGAAGAAAGCGACCUUAGUGAUGGAGAGGUCAUCAUCGUCAGGACCCCAAAGAAAAAAGCCAGCAAGAACCAAAGUCGGCCUGAGACUGUUGAAACUGACGAUAGCGACACCACCGAGAUGAUCACCAAAGAAAGAGCUCGGAAGAACAAAAAGGCACGUAGCCACGUUGAGACUGUAGAAAGCGAUAGUGACGUCGAAGUGAGCUCCAAGGAUAAGGCGAGGAAAAAAUCCAACAAGCGUUACGUGUGCAUCGAGGAAUCCGAAAGUGAUGACUCCGAUAGAGCGGUGGUUGUAAAAAACCGAGCACGAGGUCAAUCUUCUUCAAAGCAUCCCACUGACGCCAAGAAACCGGCCAUCGUGGCGAAGCGGGCUAAAAGGGAAAUCGAUCAAGAUGAUAGAAGUGAGAAGAUAUCGGUGGAGGAUGCGGUAGAGAAAACGCCGAACCCUGUCUUCACCAAGAAGUCCCGAAACGAAGGCGUAGUCGUAGGGCAAGCCCCCACUGAUCUACAGCUUGACGAGGAAGUUCUAGAAAAAAAGACCAAGACGAUGGACUCAUAUGCGGCUGCGUACAAGCCCGUGGCACCGGACGACCCCUACGCCGUCCUCGUUCCUCGGUAUAUGCCUCGUCCACAAAAAUGCAUAACCGUGCUGCUGUGCAAUGACUAUCAACUGGGUAAUUUUGGAGCGACGAUGCGGGUCCUCGUCCUGUUAAUAAAUUUAGCAGGAUGGGCAUUGGCCGAUAUUUUUAGCUGUGGAGGUUAUAUUCAAAGCCCGGAACCGAUCGACUUUUCAAAAAUUAAAAUUCAACUCUACACCACUGACAAUCACUUGAAGCAAGAAGAAGAAGUAAAUGCACAGAACGGAUAUUACAUGCUGCCCGUAUACCAAAAAGGCACCUAUUCGCUCCGGGUAUCCACCAAAGAAGGUUAUCAUUUCGCUCCCUCGGCAUUUGAACUGGUGUUGAAUGGGGUUGAUGAUCCUUGCACGAAGAAUCAGGAUAUCAACUUUAAAAUUCAAGGCUUUGAGAUUACUGGGUCCGUUCAAAGCCAAAAUGGCCAAGGGCCUACUGGCUUGGCAAUGGCAUUGAUCAAGGACAAUCAACAAGUUGCGAAGACUCUAACCAAGGAGGGCGGAAAGUACACCUUCGUUGCCCUACCAGGCGAAUAUGAGGUAUCUACAGCGUCUGAAAGUUCUGUCUGUGUCGCCAAGGGCCGAGCGAAAAUUACGGUUAAAAACGCUCCAGUACAACUAUCAGAACCGUUGAAAGUUUAUGGAUACCCAAUUCAAGUGAACCUGGAGCAAAGCGGAAGGGCAAUGAAAGAUGUUACAAUUGAGUUGCAUACCGCUGAGAAAUUGGAGCUGCCUGGAUGCAAACCUGUCGAUAAGGCCCCUAAAGGAUUGGCCACAAAGUUCGUGUGUCCAAUUAGGGCGACGGAUUCGGAGGGAAAGACUAUGGUCGAUUGCGCGCCUCCCGGAACCCACUACAUCGUCGCAAAAUACGAAACUCCCACCACGAAAAUUUACUUCGAACCGGAGGCAUUGAAACUGGAUGUGGUCGACCAGAAAUUAUCCGUAACAAUCAAAGCUGUCGGCCUAUCCGCUAAAGGCCGUGUCCUGCGUGGAUCUCAAGGAUUGUCAAAAAUCGAAAUUCAUGCGAACGACAAAUUGAUCGGAUCUUCUGAUUCGGAAGGCUACUUUGCGCUGGAAAAGAUUCCGGAAGGAAGGCUAAAGCUCACUGCCAAGGCUGACCACUCCACAUUCUCGGUGGUAAACGCUGAUGUCACCUUUGGAAACCCGAAAAUUCCGGAUAUUCAGCUUAUUGGAUAUGACCUAUGCGGAACAGUCAAAUCCGGUGAUGGCAAGUCUGAGCAGAUCCUUGUGAAAGGCAAAUCCGUCGAGGAGGUUAUUACACCAAAAAGUGAUGGCAAAUUCUGCAAAACGCUGCCACCGGGAGAAUAUAUUGUCAAGCCCAAAUCGCAAGAAUCCGGUCUGACCCCGCGCGAGGUUUCCAUCGAUCUGACGAAUGGCCCCAGACUCGACUUGACCUUUUCUCACUUCAAGACAAAUGCUAAAGUGGCGUUUGAAUGUCUGGGACCAUGCGAAGAGAAUACGGUCCAAUUGAUUUAUGGAUCCACCCUCAUCCAGACGGCUCAUGGCAAAGAUGUCGCUGUGUUCACCGACAUCGCUCCCGGCACAUAUGAUGUGAAAGUUGUUGCCAACGGAAAAAUUUGCUGGUCAUCUACACUCCUGCAACUACAGGUGGAUUUCGCCGAACCGGCUCCCAUCAAAUUCGAGCAGCAAGGCUUCCGCACGAACGUCAAGCUCAGCCAUCCUACACCAUUGAAAUGGGUGCACACCACCCGUAAAGAUUUGCACGGCGAACAUGCUGGUGUUUCCGGGCCCAACGAAUUCUGUGUGCCACUACAAGGGACCUACCGUAUUUCGCUUUAUUCCUGCAGAACCUACGAUCGUCCGACGUUCGAAAUUGAGGUACCGAGUGACCAAGUCUAUGAAGCCCGCGCCAUUGACGCUAGCGUUAAAGGGAACGUUGCCGGUUCCGGAUCUGCUGAUAUCAAGAUUCGCGUCGAAGCCCCCUCUGGCCAUCAAGACGUGAAAGUGGUCAAUGGUGUCUUCAGCUUCCGCCUGCCAAUCGCACAAAAAGGAGAUGUUUUGCUCGUUCCUCAAUCUCCGACUCAUCUCUUCCAACCAACCUCUGGCUCAUUCCGAUUCAACGGGGAAUGCCUGGAAAAUGUUGCCAAUUUUAAGGCCAACAAAGGAAUAUACGUCGAAGGAAAGAUUACCCCAGCCGUGGAAGGCGUCGAGAUUGUUGGCCAACACACCAAGGAUAGGGCUGUGAAAUUCCAAGCAAAGACCGACAAGUCUGGCGCCUACAGGAUUGGCCCUGUAAUCAGUGAAGACGAAUUGGACAUUACGGCGCAGUUGGAUGGCUACAUUCUGACUGCCGUAUCCGGAAAACACGGCCAUUUCACGAGUUUGCGAUUGAGCCGUCUCUCUGUGGUAGUGACGGAGUUGGGACAACCUGAUUCUCGUCUGGAGGGCGUGCUGUUGAGCGUUGUCGGCAGUGACUACCGUAGCAAUAAUAUGAUCGACAAAACCGGAGAGCUCAGCUUUGUCGGGCUGGCCCCUGGCGACUAUUACGUCCGCCCAAUCCUUCAAGAAUUCAAAUUCGAACCUUCACAAAUUACGGUUAAAGUGGCUGAAGGUGAACAUGUGAACAUUGAGCUGAAGGGCAAACGAGUCGAAUGGAGCUGCUUUGGGCAAGUUUUGGACAUGAACGGCCGCCCGGCUACAGAUGCCGUUGUACAAGCCGUCGCUGCUGACUGUGAUCAACACCAAGCUGAUGCCACUGUAGAACUGGAAGGCAGCUACCGUAUUCGUGGGCUCAAACCGCAGUGUGAGUACAAGAUUACUCUAAAGACAACACCAAACUGGGGGACCGUUGAGCAUUCAUUCCCAGAAUCAUAUGUGGUCAAAAUGAAGGAAGAGCAUAUUCACAAUAUUAAGUUCUCGGAAGGUCCACUCCCUGUCGGGUAUGAGAUCAUUGGUGAGUUUGAUACUUCCGGAUUACCAACUCCACCAAAGACUGUCAAGAUGUCCCUGUUGCAUAAUCAGGAGGUGGUUCACAAAAGCGUCCUCUACGAUAUGGUGUGGGCCAUGUCAAACCUAACCUAUAGUUCCGCAUCUACAUUCGCCAUUCGGGUCGAAGCCGAGCAACCGCCCAGACUUUUCACAACCAAAGAGUUUUCAUUCCAAGCUGAAGGGUCUUUAAAAGUCGUGAAAAUGCAACUAUCUGAUGCCAAAAAAUCGUCAGAGACAUUAUCAAUCCCAUACAGCCAAAUCCUUGCUAUCCCGUUCUUCGCGGUCCUGCUUCUCGCUAUUCUAAAUCCGGAGAAGGUGCUCGAGUUGCUCAAACGUGUUCGACAAUCGUCUGCCAGUCCUUCGGUGCAAACGAAAAAGCGAUUG